Anguilla anguilla (European eel) is the source of this 641-nucleotide messenger RNA. Its product is annotated as cytochrome c oxidase subunit 6A, mitochondrial. Bases 58 to 393 code for a protein of 111 amino acids. Gene Ontology annotation, molecular function: enzyme regulator activity. Lineage: Eukaryota; Metazoa; Chordata; Actinopteri; Anguilliformes; Anguillidae. The record is from RefSeq and is a predicted model, not a curated record. The transcript has 3 exons. Gene Ontology annotation, biological process: mitochondrial electron transport, cytochrome c to oxygen. Gene Ontology annotation, cellular component: mitochondrial inner membrane.
ACUCGUCCCACUACGUCACUUCCUGUUCCUGUGUGCUCUCUCAUUCGGCAAAAGAAGAUGGCGGCUUUCGGACGAAUUUCACAAGUUCUCUAUCGCUCCACUUUGACCCAGACCCGGCGUCAGCUCUCCGCUGCAGUGCACGGCGAGGAGCACCAGGCAGCCCGCACAUGGAAGAUCCUGUCCUUUGUGGUGGCCCUUCCUGGAGUGGCUGUGUGCAUGCUGAACACGUUCCUGAAGAUGCAGCACCACAGCCAUGACCAUCCAGAGUUUGUCGCCUACAGCCACCUGCGCAUUCGCAGCAAGCGCUUCCCUUGGGGUGAUGGCAACAAGUCCCUCUUCCACAAUUCUUCUUGCAACGCUCUCCCUGAUGGCUAUGAGGAAGAUGAACAUUGAACUUCUCUCCGUACAGUGAAAAACGGCUCACUGUCCCGGGACCAGAGACAACCUUCCGUACUCCCCUGGUUUGCAGACCAGUGUCCGGACCAUACCACCUCAAGCAGUUUACUGCCCUCUUUAAAUUGUGUUUACUUGAUCCAGUGUCUUUACUCAAGACACCCUAUUCAGUAGUUACAUUUUUUGGUCCAUGUACACAAUGUUUGUUCUAACUUAUCCUAAAUAAAAUAAUUCAAUUAUUACUGGAA